AUGGGCGGCCCAGCCAGGGCUCUUCUCGGUGGAUUCGGCACCACGUCUUCCUCCCUGGAGGUCGGUGCUCGGAUGGCCUGGCCGAGCAACAUCUCCCUGGACCUCAACCAAAGCCAGACGACGGGGGGGAUAGCUUUCGGAAGUAGCGUUGGAGGUCUCGGGGGGAACGCGGCGGCUAUGAGCGCCGGUCAGGACAAUUUCACGCGGGAGGCCGACGACGUCACCAGCGCGGCGAUGAAAGAGAAGAACUGGCCGGCGUUGCUCAUCCUCGUCAUCAUCGCCUUGACGAUCGGAGGGAAUAUCUUGGUGAUCUUGGCGGUGUCGUUGGAGAAGAAGCUUCAGAACGCGACGAACUUCUUCCUCAGGUCGUUGGCCGUGGCGGACAUGCUCGUAGGAAUCCUGGUCAUGCCGAUCUCCCUCAUCAACAUCCUGUAUGACUACGCUUGGCCUCUCCCCAACGCCUUGUGUCCCAUCUGGAUUUACCUGGACGUUCUCUUCUCCACCGCCUCCAUCAUGCACCUGUGCGCCAUCUCCCUGGAUCGCUACGUCGCCAUCCGCAACCCCAUCGAGCACAGCCGCUUCAACUCCAGAACCAAAGCCAUGAUGAAGAUCGCCGCGGUCUGGACCAUAUCCAUAGGUGUGUCGAUGCCCAUCCCGGUGAUCGGCCUCCACAACGAGGACAAGGUCUUCGUGAACGGCAGCUGCGUCCUCAACGAGGAGCGCUUCAUGCUGAUCGGCUCCUUCGUGGCCUUCUUCAUCCCGCUGGUCAUCAUGGUGGUGACGUACUGCCUCACCAUACAGGUGCUCCAGAGGCAGGCCACCGUCUUCCUGUACGAGGCAAAGACUUCCUCCCAGCAGCCUUUGCACCAGCCGACGAUGACAAACACGUUGCAGCCUCCGCCCUCCACCUUCCACCUUCCUCAGAUCAACACAGUCUCUCCGCCAGAAUCAGAAGAUAUGAAGCCCCCUCCUCUCCCCAGCAGACGCAACACCCUGAGCUGCCUGAAGGGGGCGGAGUCCAGUAUAGCACUCAGCACCUCCAAAUCAGACAGCAUCAGCAUCAUCCCCAGCUCCGAGGUGGCGUCUCAGCUCAGCUCGCCGGCCACGGGGACGGGGCGGAGCGACACGUCUGGUUGCCACGGGCGACGGGGGAUGAUGCAGGCCAUAAAGAACGAGAGGCGGGCCUCCAAGGUCUUGGGAAUCGUUUUCUUCCUCUUCCUCAUCAUGUGGUGUCCCUUCUUCAUCACGAACGUCACCUUCGUCCUGUGCCGAGGCUCCUGCAACGAGUCGGCUCUCAAUUACCUCCUCAACGUCUUCGUCUGGGUGGGCUACAUCUCCUCGGGGGUCAACCCUCUAGUCUACACCCUCUUCAAUAGGACCUACCGGAGAGCCUUCUCCAACUACAUCAGGUGCCAGUACAACGUGGGGGCCAACGCGGCGGGAUGCAAAACCGUCCUGGUCCCCCCUCCGUGCCCGUCGCACACCGUGACCCCCCUUCUGACGGGCGGUCACGGCAAAGCGGGCGUGGAUCGCAAUAGUAACUGUCGCAACGGCGGUAGAGGGGACAACGGGCGGCUGACAGUGGACCCAGAGGACACGACAGACGACGGGACACAAAUAGGAGGCGUGUCCCAGAACCUCUCUGAAUGUCACGUCGGCAUGUUGCCGUCGGAAACGGAGCCGGAAACUGAAAUGGAGAACGAGCUGUCGUUGAUUAGCUACAGCCCGGCCGUCACAGAACACACUAGCAGCGUGUGA
Messenger RNA from Scomber japonicus (chub mackerel), 1758 nucleotides. It is a transcript of the gene htr2cl1, whose product is annotated as 5-hydroxytryptamine (serotonin) receptor 2C, G protein-coupled-like 1. The coding region runs from base 1 to 1758 and encodes 585 amino acids. Gene Ontology annotation, biological process: G protein-coupled receptor signaling pathway, coupled to cyclic nucleotide second messenger; chemical synaptic transmission. Lineage: Eukaryota; Metazoa; Chordata; Actinopteri; Scombriformes; Scombridae. Gene Ontology annotation, molecular function: G protein-coupled serotonin receptor activity; neurotransmitter receptor activity. The transcript is spliced from 6 exons. The record is from RefSeq and is a predicted model, not a curated record. Gene Ontology annotation, cellular component: plasma membrane; dendrite.